Armigeres subalbatus is the source of this 1503-nucleotide messenger RNA. RefSeq lists its product as uncharacterized. The record is from RefSeq and is a predicted model, not a curated record. Lineage: Eukaryota; Metazoa; Arthropoda; Insecta; Diptera; Culicidae. Gene Ontology annotation, molecular function: protein dimerization activity. The transcript is spliced from 4 exons. Bases 18 to 1409 code for a protein of 463 amino acids.
UAAUUCUUGUUCAACAAAUGGAAUCUUCGGCGGGGCCAUCUUCGAGUUCUUCGGUAGCUGCUGUGGCACCGAAAGGUGUACUCGAAGUGAAAGAAAGACAAACCGCGAGUUUCUUGAAAUCUCAGAUAAUGGCAGUCAUACAGAGCUACGGACUGUCCAUUGAUCAAAUAUUCUCCGUUACAUGUGAUAACGGAGCUAACAUGCUGGGUGCCGUACGUCAAUUGAAAAAGGAGUUGGAAUUCUCCUACCUCACCGAUGAUGCUUCGGACGAAGAAGACAGCCUAACAGAUGUAGAGUUCGUAGAAGGACAAGAAUCGUUGACAACUGCUUUAAGCGAUAAACUGCAAGAGAGUCUUAACUUGGUUCGUUGUGCAGUUCAUACAUUGCAAUUGGCUAUCCUUGAUGUAGUUAGUAAAUCGAAUGACGAUGUAAAAAAAUUGACAUUGGUUGCAAAGAAAUGCCGCUCGGUGAAAUAUGAUAAAUUAUUUGAGUUACAUGGUGCUCGUUACCCUCCAAUUUGGGGGCAGACACGUUGGGGAGGCAUCUACGAAAUGAUCAGCAAGUUCCUUGAACAACGACCAUUCUUCGAGAAGCUGGCAGAACAGUCUCAGGAACUAGACUUGACCGACAGCUGGCAGUUCGCAGAAAACUACGAACAAGCAUUUAAACCAUUGUUUUUGUUGACGAAGGACAUGCAAGCAGAGCACGUUUCGCUAUCCGACUUUUAUCUCCAAUGGCUCAUUGCCACCAGAAAGGUUGAAAUGACCAAACCUAAUCCAUUCGCAUCCGAGCUAGUAGCUAGUAUGAGUAAACGCCUGAGCAAUUUGAAGCAAUCAAGAGCGUUCAAAAUGGCACUCUAUCUCGAUCCACGCCUGAACUACGCGGGCUCUUCAUUGUUCAAUAAUGAAGAGAAAGCGGAGAUACAGGGUUACAUCAUCGAGACAUUAAAUCGAAUCCAAGAGCUCCGAAAAACUGAUGCUAAUGCUCCCCAGAACAUGCCUGCAUCUAUUUCCAUGGACGAUGAGGCAGAUGAGUUUAUAACCGAGCUGUUUGGCACAUCGACGAUUGAAUCAACUGGAAAUGAUGGAGGGUUCCUUCAGCAACUCAAGGCUGUAGAGGUUGAGCCGCGGCGAAGCGUUAGUUUCGAUGUAUGGAAGUUUUGGGUCGAUCGGCGGCCAACCCACCCCCAACUCAGUGCUGUAGCCUCCGUUGUACUAGCUACACCGUCAAACCAGGUAUCGGUUGAACGGGGUUUCAGCGCCUUGGGUCUGAUACUAACAAAUUCACGUUCAACCCUUGGAGAAGAUACGCUCCAAAACCUUAUGAUGGUAAAACUUAACAGACAGCUGUUUAGCACCGUUUCUCCCAAGUUAGUAAACUCGACCGAAGAGGCCAACGGAAAAUGUUAAACUCCUCAGUCUCACAUUUUGUUGUUAUUUCGAAGAAGCUUCAUGCUCCAGCUUCUACAUCGCAUUUUAAUGUAUAAAACUUAUUUUAUUUUUC